Aspergillus brunneoviolaceus CBS 621.78 is the source of this 1268-nucleotide messenger RNA. Its product is annotated as FAD-dependent oxidoreductase. The transcript has 3 exons. Lineage: Eukaryota; Fungi; Ascomycota; Eurotiomycetes; Eurotiales; Aspergillaceae. Gene Ontology annotation, molecular function: FAD binding; monooxygenase activity. The record is from RefSeq and is a predicted model, not a curated record. Bases 6 to 1268 code for a protein of 420 amino acids.
ACACCAUGGCCACCUCGCCAACAGUACUCAUCAUCGGCUGCGGAAUUGCCGGCCCCGUGCUGGCCAUUCUACUCAAACAACGAGGCUAUGCGCCCAUUGUGUUCGAGAGGGUCAGCGCACUCGGCGAGGCGGGCGCAUCGCUCCUCAUCCAGCCCAACGGAAUGAAGGUCCUCAGUCUCCUGAAGAUAGCCGAGUCCCUCGAUCAGGAAUUCCAACCGCUGCGCGGAUACUGGCACGGCACGCCCGACGGCCACACCCUCGCGUCUUCGGGCCUGGCUGGGGAAUUUAAGACGCGAUACGGGUUUUCAGCCGUAGGCAUCCGACGCUCCGAGCUGAAUCUCCGCCUCGAAGCCCUGCUCCUGGAUCAAGGAAUCGAGGUCCGCGAGGGAUGGGAAUUGCUCCGCAUCGAGGAGCACGGGAACUCCGUCACGGCCAGGUUCACCAACGGGCAGUCGAUGACCGGCUCGUUCCUCGUGGGAUGUGAUGGGAUCAAGGCCGCGUCACGGCGGGAGAUCCUUCGAAACCACCACGACAGCAAGGAGGGCCCUCCGAUGUUCACGGGCUUGACCCAAACCGCGGGCAUCUCGCCCACCCCGGCGGCCCUGCAGGACCGAGCAGGGCAGAUGAGUAACUGGUACGGCGAGGGCAUCCAUGUCAUCGCGUAUCCGGUCUCCAAGACGCAUACCUCCUGGGCAGUGACGCUACCGGACGCGAAUGAGCAGCCGGAAACGUGGAGGCUGUCCGGUGCAGAGGAACUCGCGGCGCGGCGCGGCGAACUGCAGGCUCAACUGGCUGGCUUCGAGCCCGCGGUCUUGCAGCUGGUCACUGAUGCGGAACGUUUGAUCAAGUACGGCUUGUUUGAUCGGGAGGAAUUGACGGCGGAGCAGUGGUAUUCACGCCGAUGCGUGUUGGUGGGCGAUGCUGCCCAUCCUACCAGUCCGCAUAUCGGACAGGGGGCGAACCAGGCGCUGGAGGAUUGCUAUCACCUUUCACAUCUGCUCCCAGACCUCCAGCAAAGCUCGAUAUCCGCCGCAGAGACCACGCAGCUGAGGGAUGUGAACCUGAUCGAGAUAUUCCGAGCCUUCGCACAGCUCCGUCAACCACGCACAUCAAAGUUGGUGAAGGAGGCGCGACGCCAGGGCGAGCAGCGGGUGGUGGUGGGCGGGCCGACCAGAUGUCGUGAACGAGAUGCUCGUAUCGCGGUAGCGUGGAAGGAUUCGGAGGUGUUGUUGGAGAAUUUCGACCGGUUGCUGCGGGAGCCCUUCUAG